Messenger RNA from Limulus polyphemus (Atlantic horseshoe crab), 1566 nucleotides. Its product is annotated as sulfate anion transporter 1-like. The record is from RefSeq and is a predicted model, not a curated record. Gene Ontology annotation, biological process: transmembrane transport. The coding region runs from base 52 to 1566 and encodes 504 amino acids. Lineage: Eukaryota; Metazoa; Arthropoda; Merostomata; Xiphosura; Limulidae. The transcript has 12 exons. Gene Ontology annotation, cellular component: membrane. Gene Ontology annotation, molecular function: oxalate transmembrane transporter activity; bicarbonate transmembrane transporter activity; chloride transmembrane transporter activity.
UCUACGAAUGCAAUUUGAAUGAUAUAUCUAACAAGUUCCAAAUGAGUUAAAAUGUUUUAUCGUAAAAGGACAAUUGAUGACACAUCAUUUCAAAAUCCUCUACUGCAACUAGAAAAAACACAGUUGAUAGAGCAACAUUCUCAUCAAGAAGAAUCUGUGGACGACGUGCUUUCACAACUUGAGAAUGUUCCAAGAGUUGUCAUCAACAGGACAGUGCUUAACCAAAAUGCCUUAGAUGAAUUGAUUCCACGUCACCCUAAAAUACAACAACCUUUACCCAGUCAGAUACGUGAUAUUGUAAAGUCAAGGUGUGGGUGUUCCACAGAGUGUUUGGGCUAUUUCUUCAGGAAUUUGUUUGCUAUUACAAAGUGGCUACCACAUUACAGUAUUCGAGAAUGUCUGCUGGCAGAUGUUGUCGCUGGUCUAACUAUAUCAAUCAUGCAUGUUCCUCAGGGUAUGGCUUAUGCUCUGUUAGCAUCUGUACCACCCAUUUAUGGACUUUAUACAUCUUUUUAUCCUUCUCUUAUCUAUUUUCUUAUGGGCACAUCUCAUCAUGUUUCUGUUGGAACUUUUGCCAUCACUAGCCUUCUCACAAGCAUCGCCAUUGAGAGUGUUAGAGAUGAUCUUUCAGUAGUACGCCAAGCACCAGUACUUACACAAUCUGCUAUAAAUGGAAGUUGGACAACAGAACAAGAUGCAACAACAGCGGUAUUAUCUGCGGAAAGAGAUCUUCUAUAUCCAUACACAGCAAUUCAAGUAGCUAUGCUGGUGACAUUCACAAGUGGUUUACUGCAGGCUAUCAUGGGAAUAUUCAGAUUAGGCUUUCUUACUGUUUUUAUGUCUGAUGAGAUGGUCAGUGGCUUUGUAACUGGAUCAGCUAUCCACGUAUUGACUAGUCAGAUGAAACCCCUUACUGGUAUUAAAUUCAGCACAUAUUCAGGACCCUUCAAUAUUAUUCUGUCCUGGUUUGCCCUGUUUGCCAAUAUUACCUCAGCCAAUUACAUUGUUGUCCUUCUUUCACUGACAUCAAUUUUGCUUUUGGUUGUCAUCAAGGACUUUAUCAACAUUCCUUUUAAAGAUAAAUUUAAAAUUCCUUUGCCUGCAGAGUUGAUUCUGGUCAUCACUGGGACAGUAACAUCUCAUUAUCUUAAGUUACAUCAUUUAUAUGAUGUUGAUGUUGUUGGUGAUAUUCCCACUGGUCUCCAAGCUCCAGAAUCUCCUCCAUUUGAACUUCUUCCUCAGGUACUGACUUCAAGUAUCAUUCUGUCUUUGGUGUCAACUGUGUCUUCCUUAUCCAUAGUAAUUAUUUAUGCCAAAAAACACAAGCUUGAAGUUGACAUGAAUCAGGAACUAUUGGCUUAUGGAGUAGCCAAUAUUUUCUCGUCCUUUUUCUUCUGUUUUCCAAGUUCUGUGUCACUGUCAAGAAGUGCAGUACAAGAUGCAACAGGAGCUAAGUCUCAGAUUACUAGUUUGGUGUCCUGUGGUUUAGUGUUAAUAGUCUUGCUUGUAUUGGGACCGUUUUUUGAAGCUCUGCCCAAUUGUGUAAUUGUCUGUGAUAAUAUGUAG